Messenger RNA from Lacerta agilis (Sand lizard), 2069 nucleotides. RefSeq names its product chromosome 18 C19orf44 homolog (gene C18H19orf44). Lineage: Eukaryota; Metazoa; Chordata; Lepidosauria; Squamata; Lacertidae. The transcript has 8 exons. The record is from RefSeq and is a predicted model, not a curated record. The coding region runs from base 215 to 1942 and encodes 575 amino acids.
ACAUGCAUUUACAGAGGAUCCCUAACUUGGCAGAGAGAGAGAGAGAAGACCUGAAAUACAGGGCCAAACUAUAUCAAAACAGGAUGAAAUAUGGGGCAGUCUUGUAUUAUACAGGACAGGUGGCAACCCUACCCAGGAGGAGCUGGACGGGGCUCCCAGAAACAGAUUGGCAGCCUUGGAGCCCAGCAGAAGCCCUGGCCUGUCUGCCGUCUACAUGGCCAGUGACCUGAGCGACCUCUCUGACCUGGGAAGGAGGGAGCUGGAGGGGGCAAGCUUGGCAGAGACCCCAACACCGCCGCAGACUGGACCCCACCGCCGGUUUGUCAAGCAGAAACCCCAGGAGGUGGCCCCAGACACCCAGCAGGCAAGGCCCAGUCCUGCCGCAAGGACAGGGUUUGCCGCUGCUUCCAGAGGGGAGAGGUCAAGCGCCGUCCUUAGGAAGCUGGCGCAGAUCGAGAGCAAGAUCCGCAGCCGGAAGGCCAGGCAGGACGUCGGCCGGGAGCCCACGACGGACGAGGAGAUUUCCCUGAGCGACUUCAGCCGCAGCCCCAAGCCGGGAGGACGAGGGAGCCUGGGAAAAGCCACGGGGCUGAAGGAGACCACGGCCCCCAUCCGAAGCAGCAGCGAGGGUGGCACAGAGAUAGGCAGGCCGGCCCCUCCCAAGGAAUUGGGGGAGCAGGAUGACCUGCUGGGCAGGAAGAAAUGGAUCCGGUCCCCGCCAACCCCACCUUCUUCCCACCCGAGGUCUCCUUUGCCCGGCAAAACUUUCCUGAAGAGGCCCACGCCCAGGAGUCCUUCCCCACCAGGCAAGCACCCCCCGGCACGGCUGAGCAGGGGAGCAUUUCGUUCCUCGACCCCGGCGGGCUCCCCUUCCCCCGACGCGAGCUCCGUGCCCCCGAGGGAGGCGUCUCUCUCCGAGCGAAGCGUGGUGCGGUCCCUCGACGAGCUCUUCUUAGCGGCGGAUGGCGGGACCAGCGACGACGACUCCGCCAGCAGCAGCGAUUUCAGAGUGAACGUGUUGAGCCUGGACGACUUGGCCCCCGCUGCAGCCAGCCAGAGCGAAGUGUCGGGAGAGGUAAGAUACCCCCCGUUUAGUGAACUUUUCAAUGGACCUGCGAUGCCGACGGGGUCAAAGGAGGAGCUGGGAGCCUCCCCUUUUGCUGCCGUCACCCAAAGCCCCUUCAAAGCCCAGAGUCCCCCCAGGAGAGAAGCUGCUCCCCUGGAGGAGGAGGAGGAGGAGACGGAGGAGAAAGAUGAUCCAGGAGAGACUGAGAUUUCCGAGCGGCUAAACAGCACUUCUGCUGGGAGCUCCCAUCCCGAGGAGGAGGAGGAAGACGAGGAGGAGGAGGAGGAAGGGAGCCCCACCAGCGCAGAGUAUUCGGAGGACUUUGAGUCCUCGGUAGCAUCCGGGGAGCGACCCUCCUCCAGGGACCCCUCGGGUGCCUGGGCGCCUUCUGAGCAUCCCGCCUCGUCCUCCCUCACCUGCCCUCCACAGGGUGCCAGGACCACCCACCUGCCAGCGAGGGUCGUUGUGAAGGAUGCCGCCGUGCAGACAGGCCGCUCCUCUCUGGCCUAUUGCUGGCUGCAAGGCGACGCUCCUGCAGCUCUCGGCCCAGCGAUGGGAGCAGGAAUCCCUCUGGAGACGCCGCCCAUCGCCAGCCACGUCGUGAGCUUGGAGACGCUGGAAGCACUGACCACCUACAGCCCGGCCGUCUUCGCCCUCAACGAGCUGCUGAAGCAGAACAUGCUGCUCAUCCGGCAGUUUGCAGACGCCGCCCGCCGGCUCCACGCCUCCUGGGUGGCGUCCCUGGAGGAAGAGGGGGGCUUCCACUACCACACCCUGGAAGAAGCCAAGGAGUACAUCGAGCGCCACAAGCCCCCGCCUCUGACAGUGGAGCAAGCUUUGCGAGAACUGGAGCGGCGAGGGCAAGCCGCCUUUUGAAAAGCGCACGGGAGGAGCGUCGGAGCUGGCUCUCCGGAACGAGAAAGAAACCGCUCGGGUCCCGACAACCGGCCAGCAAUUUUACCGGAAUGAAGAGCUGGGGCUCUUCUGGAACAAGGCAAGCAGA